Centruroides sculpturatus (bark scorpion) is the source of this 507-nucleotide messenger RNA. RefSeq names its product glutamate receptor ionotropic, kainate 1-like. The record is from RefSeq and is a predicted model, not a curated record. The transcript has 3 exons. NCBI's taxonomy places the organism in Eukaryota, Metazoa, Arthropoda, Arachnida, Scorpiones, Buthidae. Bases 1 to 507 code for a protein of 168 amino acids.
AUGCAGAAUACCAAUCAGGAAAAUUCAACUCAUACAAAAACAUUGAUGAAGAAAACUGCUGAUAAAGUUUGUUCGUUUUUGGAAGAAGGCAUAUCUGCAACUCUCGGCCCAAGUUCUCCGUCCAAAUAUUCCAUCGCUAAAUCUACGUCCAAUGCCCUUCAUAUUCCUCACCUUCAGACAUCUUUUGACUAUAGGCCUAGAGUAAGCAAUUAUUCCGUCAACCUGUAUCCCCAUAUCUCUCUUUUAAGUAGAGCAUUCAGUGAUCUCAUUGCUGCAAAACAAUGGAAAUCAUUUACAGUUAUUUACGAGGAGAACGAAGCCUUGUUGAUAUUACAAGAUGUGGUUACAAUGUCAAAGACAGGUGACAUCAAAGUUUUUCUAAGGCCUUUCCGAACAGGUUACACUUACAGAAAAUUGUUAAAGGAUAUUAGUAGAAGAGGAGAAACUAAUUUAGUACUUAAUUUGCCACCAGAGAAAAUACCUUAUGUUCUCCGUGAGGUAAGAUAA